CUUCUUCAAGUCGCAACAUCUGAGACUAUAUAGAUUCGAUUUCGCUCGAGUAUUGUCGUCUCCAUGGGUGCUGCGCUAGGUUAUAGUUGCAUGACUGCGCUUUAACGAUAAAGAACAAACACACAACGUCGUUGCUCCACAGAAAAUAUACAUCUGCUUGGUUUAAAUAAACAUUGCCGAUUGAUCGGCUCAACGCCAGAACACAUCCACCACCACGAUGCACGUCUUAAUCGCGAUCCCACUCAUCUCGCUCCUCAUCGUCCCGGCGUGGGCUUCGUUCGGCACCAGCGUCAAUGUGAUCUUCUUCUACAUGACCUGGGCGACCCUGGUGCUGUCGCACAGUGCUUUGCGCGUCGAGAUAGUGGGCACCGCCACAGUACGGGCGCUGUGCUAUGCCCUCCCCUCCCUGCUGUUCUACCUGUUUGACAUCCUGACGCCUUCGGCGGCCGUUCUUCUGAAGGCACAGGGCGAAUAUGGCCUCCCCGCCGGGAAUAAAAAGGGCAAGAUUCGAGGAAAGGAUCUCAAAGUCGCCGCGUGGGCGCUGUUCAAUCUUGCCCUCGGCAUUGCCGUCCAAGGGUACGUCGAGGAUAAACUAAUUAGUCGCUUUCGCAAGCUGCGCCUCGUCAAGGUGACGCUGAAGCUGCCUCUUCCGUGGAAUCUGGUGUGGCAGAUCUUCUGUGGACUGGUUCUGCGCGAGAUCUUAAGCUACGUCAUCCACCGCUGGAUCCUCCACGGCCGCAACCGCAUCGCCCGCUACCACCGAACCUGGUACCACAACCUGCGCGCCCCCUACCCGCUGACGGCGCACUACGACCACCCGCUCGCCUACCUAAUCGGCCGCUGGCUGCCGACCAUCCUCCCCGUGGCGCUGUGGCAGCUACACAUGAUCUCCUACCUGGCCUACCUGGCCUUCGUCUCCCUCGAGGAGACCUUCGCCUACAGCGGCUACUCGGCCAUGCCGACGGGCUUCUUCAUCGGCGGCAUGGCGCGCAACAUGGAGAAUCACCUCCACAGCAUCGGCACCGGGAACUUCGGCCCCUGGGGCGUCGUCGACUGGCUGCUGGGCACCCACAUCGAGGCGGAGUACACUGAGACCGGCGAGAAAGAAGAACCCCCUUCCUCCCCGAUCCGGUUGCGCAGGAUCAGGCCUAAUAGUGCCAAGGAGGAUUUGGAUGACUUCCUGCUUGAUCCGCCGGAUAAUGGUGAUGAUGAUGGUGAUGAUGAUGGUGGUGGUAAUGGUGGUGGUGGUAGGCACGCUCGGAGGGUGUCGCCGCGGAGGGUUGAGGGGUAUUGGACUGGGCCUCCCGUUAGGAGGAGGACAAGGAGGAAUAGGCACGACUAGGUGAGGGUUGAGGGUUGAGUUUCUGUGUAUGACUUGGAUAAGAAGUAGAUGUGUUAGGGGAAAAGGGCUGCUCAAUGUCUGUUUAUUGUCUUGUUGGCGUUGGUGGUGGUGCUUUUUUGUUGUUGUGAAUUGGUCGUUACGUCAUGCGAGAGGGCGUGAUUGUUCUGUAUACUCUGUACAGGUU
Aspergillus homomorphus CBS 101889 is the source of this 1526-nucleotide messenger RNA. RefSeq names its product sterol desaturase family protein. NCBI's taxonomy places the organism in Eukaryota, Fungi, Ascomycota, Eurotiomycetes, Eurotiales, Aspergillaceae. The transcript is spliced from 2 exons. Bases 218 to 1342 code for a protein of 374 amino acids. The record is from RefSeq and is a predicted model, not a curated record. Gene Ontology annotation, molecular function: C-4 methylsterol oxidase activity; iron ion binding. Gene Ontology annotation, biological process: ergosterol biosynthetic process.